CUGUGACGUCAUAAGUCUGCGCCACGUCCACUCUGACAUUUUCAAUGACAGUUUACACAACUUUGUUUUACGUUUCUUUGAUAACGCGGGUGGUUAAAGCAUAAAGUGACUACCAUGCACAGAGCCGCGCGGACAGCUUUACAUGGCUGGUCUAACGCAGUCGGCCCUGCGAUGAUCCGCCAGUGUUUAAAACGCAGAGUGCCCCUGCAGCUGAGCUCACGCGCGUACAGUGUGGUCCCGACCCCGUGCGACAGUGAGGAGAAGGAGAUGUUGGACCGAAUCCUGCGCGUGGACCACGCUGGUGAAUACGGAGCUAACCGCAUCUACGCCGGCCAGAUGGCAGUGUUGGGCCGAUCUAGCACCGGGCCUCUCAUCCAGGAAAUGUGGGAUCAAGAAAAGAAACACCUCAAUAAAUUCAAUGAAAUUCUGUCUGAGAACAGAGUUCGACCCACAGUGCUGUUACCCCUCUGGAACAUUGCUGGGUUUGCAUUAGGUGCGUCCACUGCACUGUUCGGAAAAGAGAUGGCCAUGGCCUGCACUGUGGCGGUGGAGGAGAGUAUUUCCGAACAUUACAACAGCCAGAUCAGAGCUCUGAUGGAGAGGGACCCCGAGCGAUACACUGAACUGUUACAAGUUAUAAAGGAAUUCAGAGAUGAUGAGCUGGAGCAUCAUGACACAGGACUGGAGCAUGAUGCAGAAUCAGUACCUGGAUACUGGCUACUAAAAAAUGCAAUACAGCUUGGCUGCAAAGCUGCAAUAUAUGCCUCUCAGCGGGUCUAACGUCGUGUUUAGAACAAUUAAGAAUUUUCACCGGUGGAUGUUUGAUAUGUGGACUCGAUUUGUAUAAAUGAUUUGAACUUGAAUGGAAGUUUCUGCUCCAUUGUAAAUUAACAUUUAACUUCGUACUAUUGCAAAAUGUAAAGGUUCUGUAUGCGACAUUCAGAGCAUUGAUAGCAGCAAACCAGUAUUUUCUCUGUAAAGAUAUAGUGGAGUAAUGGCGACCUGAGCAGAGAAUGACGUCACUCUACCUCUGUGCGAGCUGUAAUUCGAGCUUCUCUGUGGUUUGUUGUGGUAACCCGGCCAUGCGUGCCUGUUAAUGCAUGGAUGUAUUCCUCUGGCUAGCUCAUUGCUUCCACUUUGCACUGUGGUCAGACAGCGGUUACCACUGAUUUUUGGACAGCUGCAUCGCAUAAGUGUAGCGCCUGGUUAACACUGUUAGCUCUGUCAGCACUGCUGCCAUUGUUUAGCGCUGUUCAUGGAUUUAGCACUGUUAGCUGCUAGCCGCCAGCUCAGCCACCUCCAUGUUGAGAAUCGUUUUCAGACAUCUCAUAUGCUUUUAAUUUCACAUAGAGCCGCUUUACGCCGGAAUUUCCACUGGAUGCGUGUCCGUUGCGGAACGGCAGCGCUGGUUAUCCGCUGUGUGCUCCGCCGUCCGUCAAUACCCACCGGCUGCAUUUGCUGUGCGGAGCGGUGCAGACAUCUCGGUGCACUGCCGUGAUUAAUAUCUCCUCGUCCAUGGUGUCAACGGGGUGAAAUGACGUCUGAAAACCUCUGACCUGUUGACUUCAGGCCUGCCAUUAUGUAGUUUUCAAGGUGUAGUGCAGGGAAAUAUGAUCCGCGUGAACACUGUGUAUUUUGUUUUGAAAAUUAACUGGAUGUUUUAUCGUGUUUCUGUGCACGACUUCCUGCCCCGCACGAUCUGCUCUGUGCUGAAUUGCUGCGUUGUGCUCUGGCGUCCGGCAAAAAUAGAAGUCCUGCGUAUCUGUUGCGGAGGGCUCCUGAGUGCCGGAGCUGUGACGGAGCCGGAACGCAGCACAGCCGCAGCCGGUGGAAACACACACAUUGACUAGAAUUGAAUCCUAUUGGCUCCGCUGCCGUGCCGGAGCGGAGACGCAACCAACACGCAUCUGGUGGAAAUAGGCCGUUAGUCUUGUAUACAAACAUUCAGUUAUCUGCAUUAACCAAAAUUUUACUGCUUUGUACAGUGUAUAAUACAUGGACUAGGGAUAUCCCGUUUUGAUCUCAUAGAUUGGUAACAGGACUGAUCAAGUAAUUUUUUUUAACCAAUCAGGAUCAGCCAGAUUAUUUAGCGCAGUCCGAUCCUUUGUUUUGUGUCAGCUGUCACACUGGUGCUUUUUUUUCAUCAAGCUUUAAUGCGCAGCGAUAAACAGUGGAACCGUCGUCAACUCUUCAACUCUCUGCUGUCUGUUUGGCUGUCCACUCCGUGUGUGUGUGUGUGUUAAGAGCGGGGGCUGAACCCCUCUUGCAGUGAAACACCACACACCAUAAAGACAACAAAACACAGCACGAGACUGUUUUUCAACACAGACACUCACAACACCACUUGAAGUGCAACAAAAGACCUGCGAGCAAACUGCCAGUAAGAGUAAUUUAUGAAUUUAAUCUGCACAAAAGAUGUACGGAUGGCGAAAAUAAAAACUCAGUGGAAUACCAUUCAUUCCAUAUGGUCAUUGGUUUAUUCAGGUAACUCAGGGAAAAGCUGCACCAAAGCAACAA
Epinephelus moara (kelp grouper) is the source of this 2517-nucleotide messenger RNA. RefSeq names its product coenzyme Q7 homolog, ubiquinone (yeast) (gene coq7). The record is from RefSeq and is a predicted model, not a curated record. Lineage: Eukaryota; Metazoa; Chordata; Actinopteri; Perciformes; Serranidae. Gene Ontology annotation, biological process: regulation of gene expression; ubiquinone biosynthetic process; determination of adult lifespan. Gene Ontology annotation, molecular function: 3-demethoxyubiquinol 3-hydroxylase activity. The transcript has 6 exons. Gene Ontology annotation, cellular component: mitochondrial inner membrane; nucleus. Bases 115 to 780 code for a protein of 221 amino acids.